Molecule: messenger RNA, 1740 nt
Organism: Musca domestica (house fly)
Lineage: Eukaryota; Metazoa; Arthropoda; Insecta; Diptera; Muscidae
Exons: 4
Coding region: 481-975 (164 amino acids)
Source: RefSeq, a predicted model, not a curated record
GAUCAGUCGAGAAUUGAAUGCGGAACGCGGAACGUGUAAACACGGUGUUUGAUGAGAAAGAACUGUACGGAGCAAAUCAAUCGCAUACGUUUUAUUAAGGCGCUUUAAUAAAUUCUGUUUUCUGUCAAAGAAAACUUGAACGUAAAAAGAAGGCAAUAACAAUAAUAAAAUACAAAAUAAAUAAGCAAAAUCAACAACAACAUCAUCAUCAUCGUCAUACUAUAAAAAUAACGUUUGAAAAAAUAAAAAAGCAUUUAAUUUUCGAAAAAAAUAAAAGAUCUUGAAAACGUAAAAUUUUCAGAAAUUACUCGAAAAUAAACAACAAAAAAAGAUAAACGACAUAACGGUCUCGAAGUGCUUUAAAUAACAGUGAUACUUAAGGCCGAAGUAAAAACAGUUGUCUGAACUGUUUGUUUUUUUCUUCAACAAAAAAAUUUAAAUAAACAAGUUAAUUAAAUUUCUCACACACUCACACAGAAAAUGGCAAAUCCACCAUUGAAUUCCUGCUGUUUCUGCACCUCAACACGCAAUGGCUCCAUCAUAUCGGGACUCCUCGCCAUUGUCCUGUCCAUCAUCACUAUUGUCGUCAUAUUCACCACACGGGUAGCAUUUAAGACAAUAUUUUUCGAUUUGGACACGGACAUUGUGAAAAUAAUUUUGGUCAUUAAUUUGUGCAUGACCAUCCUGAUAUCGACGCUGAUGAUUGUCGGUGUGAUGAAGCGUAAUCAUUACCUUAUGAUGCCAUGGGUUGUGCUUGGUAUCAUGAUUGCAAUUGGCCUCCUGGUUUCUGUCAUUUAUACCGCUGUCGUGUUCUUCAUUGAUGGCUAUGUCUUAUCUGGAGUAUUGUGGCUGGUAUUUGGAUUGAUUUCAUGUGCCAUCUUGACCUAUUGCUGGUGUGUGGUCUACAGUGAAUACACAAUUCUGGCACAGGAAAACGAAAGAGGACGCUACAACAAACAGCCCUAUAGACGUUAAUCUCCGAUUGCGAAUUUCUUUUAUUCUACACCAAUAGAGUUAAAUUAUUAACAAAUUUUUUAAUUAAUAUUUAUUUAAUUUUUUAUGAUUAUUUUAAUUUUUUUUUAAAUAAACAAAACAUUUAAUUUUAAGCAAUAUUUGUAACCAUUAAAUAAAAACGAAUGAAGUAACUGAAUAAUAGUGGAGAGUUGAUGAAAACACAUCGAAUCGAAAUUUGCGUCCAAAAUUCUACGUCUAUAACUUUUUUUACCGCUGGCUUCUACGUUUAAGAACCAAGGAAUUUUAGUUUGUCUUAGUUCAAUAUCGACCCAUAAUUUAUACUAGUUCACCCUACGCUUCUUUGUUUUUUAUGGAAAAGUUAUUGUUUUUUUAAGACCAAUCCAGUAAAAAUCGUAUAUAUAUGUGCACCUUAAAUUUGCCAAGUACUAGCCAUAAAAAUAAUCCUUAUUAAAAACAAACAAAUUUCCAAUUUCUACAUUGUCUCGAAAACAAAUAAAACCUUAAUAUUAUUUUGUAUAAUUCUAUAUUUCCUUAUUUUUCUUACAAUACUUUUCACUUUCUUUGUCUACGUGUGUGUUUGUGUGUUCUCUCAUCACAAAAUCUUAUUUGUAAUAAUAAAUGUUUUUAAUAAAAACGAAAAUAUUGUAUACAAAAUUACACACAACUUCUGUUCUGUAAACCACUAUCAUUUAAAUCUCUUCUUGUGAAAUGCAUUAAAUAAAUUUAUAGCAAAGAUAAUCUGCAAAAAAAACUAUAAAAUACAAA